Molecule: messenger RNA, 2390 nt
Organism: Culex quinquefasciatus (southern house mosquito)
Lineage: Eukaryota; Metazoa; Arthropoda; Insecta; Diptera; Culicidae
Product: spermine oxidase
Exons: 4
Coding region: 647-2227 (526 amino acids)
Molecular function (GO): polyamine oxidase activity
Source: RefSeq, a predicted model, not a curated record
UCCCGUUUUUACGUGAUGACACCGCAUUCGGAAGCCCCCCCCUCCCCCCCCCUCGGAAUAUCGCCAACAUAAUGGUUUGCAGAUGUAUACCGUACAGAAAACACUCAACUUUUAUACGCAGCACAUUCCGUUCCGGGAAAUAUGGCUCUACUUGUAGUCAACAAUCAGUUUGUACCACAGCGAAAGGGAUAAAAGCUCAUCGCAGUGCUCUCUGCCGGUUUCUCCGUCUGUAAUGGCAGUUCGGUGUGAUCCCUUUACGGUAAUAACAUUCCGCCGCACGGCCCGCUUAUAUAUCUGUAAGAGUCGGAAGGACCGACUGAGAGUUGUGCGGGCCAGUGACGGGUUGUUUCGGCAGUAGCCGCGCCACUAGGCCACACGCUACUCAUGGGGAGGAUGCCUUUUUGGACGAGACAACGCGCUAUGAAAUAAGAUACGAGAUUAUGGUCUGUGAUGGUGGGAGCACUGGGUUGGGAUUGACGGUUCUAGAAAAAAAAAGAAUUUUAACUUUGCUGAAAAAUGUUUAAACAGAUUAACAUAUUAGCUGAAAAUGUUGACAGUAGUCCUUCAUUUGGGUGUACCAAAACCACGUGUUGCUGAAUUCAAACAAAAAUAUUAACAAAAUAUUCCCAAAAAGUCACUACUACACAUGCAAUCAGACGCAAAGCCGGUUCCCGUUCGUAUCAGCGAAUAUCUCAGUCUAUCGCGAAUAGCUCACCGAAGCGCACACGCGUGCUACUUCGCGCCUAAAAUUGUCUCUCCGAAACUCAACCGUCCGUGCGUCAUGUCGCCGAAAAUACUCAUCGUCGGCACCGGUGCGGCCGGCAUCGCCGCCGCCACUCGGCUGUACGAGGCCGGCUUUCGGAAUCUGAUCCUGCUGGAAGCCGAGCGCCGAAUCGGUGGCCGAAUUCAUACCGUCCCGAUGGGGGCAAACGUGAUGGACUUUGGUGCGCAGUGGGUGCACUCCGAUACGGAUAACGUCGUGUACGAUAUGGCGGCCAAGUACAACCUGGUGGAGACUGAAACGCACCGUGAGAACGAACUCUGCGUCAAAUCUAAUGGAGAAGAGGUUCCGGUAGGGAAGUCGAACCACGUCCUGGAUGUUCUGAACAGUUGUCAUGAGGAAGAGGAAAAGUUGAGUAAAUACUCCAAAUCGUUGGGAGACUUCUACGAUGAGUUCUUUCAGGAAGCUCUUCGAACACGCAAAUUUGGCGACCUAGACGACACAACCUGUCGCCAACUGUACGAGUUCUUCCAAAAGUACCACACCACCUACAACGCAGUCGAUACCCUGUACGAGGUUUCUGCGCCCGGACUGCUCGAGUUCACCGACCAUCAAGAUGAGUAUCUUAUCAACUGGAAGGGUCGCGGCUUCAAAACAAUUCUGGACAUUAUGAUGAAACGGUUACCCGAGCAGAAGACGGCUCCAAUCCCGCUGGAGGACUUCAUCCUGUUCAACAAGCGAGUUACCAACAUCAGCUACCCAAGCGAUGCGGACUAUCCGGUUCGAGUGACCUGUUCCGAUGAUAGCUGUUACGUGGUGGACCAUGUCAUCAUCACCGUUUCUCUCGGAGUUCUGAAAGAAAACAUUCACUCACUGUUCACUCCGAAGCUCCCGCUGAUCAAGACGAAUGCCAUCGAGGGACUCUACAUUGGUACCAUCGACAAGAUGAUCCUGGAGUUCGAGAAACCCUUCUGGCCGGCCAACUGGAACGGAUUUGGAAUGCUCUGGAAUAGCGAAGAUCUCGCCGAACUGCGCAACUCCAACCAAAACUGGUUGGAAAGUGUUUGCGGCUUCUUCGUCCCAGCAUACCAGCCGAACCUGCUGGUCGGCUGGAUCUACGGAAAGGACGCUCGAACGAUGGAACUGCUUCCGGAACGGGAAGUCCAGGACGCCCUCGUACACCUCCUACGAAAGUUCCUCGUAAAAUUCACCAUCCCCCAGCCAAAGUCCUUCACGCGAACCACCUGGUACUCGAACCGCAACUUCCGGGGUUCGUACACGAGCCGCUCCGUUCAGUCGGACCUGAUGGACGCCAAGGCGGCCGAUUUGGCACAGCCACUGGUGAACUCGCUGGGCAAGCCGGUGGUACUGUUUGCCGGGGAGGCUACCCAUCCGGAGUACUUUUCUACGGUGCAGGGAGCGGUCGGAAGUGGAUGGCGCGAGGCGGAUCGGCUCAUUGGGUUGUACAGGGAUAAGGAGGUGAUGAUUCGGUACAGCAAGUUGUAGAAUGAUUCAACUGUUAAAGUUAUUUCAAGAACUUGAUUCCAAAUUAUGUUUUCAUCAAAAUAUAUAAAAUCAGGUCUUGAAAAUGUCCGUUUUACUUAAGCAUUGAAAUCACAUGACAGGGUUGCCAGAUUAUCAAGUAUGACGAUUUAAUCGAAAAGUCUUU